AACGAAACGGAAGCUUUUGCUCUCUCCGCUCCCGGAACCCUAACCGUCGUUUGUUUGCCCUCUCUUCAAUUCGAGGGCUGAAUGAUUCAAAUUCUUCAGAAUUUAAUCGGAUCUGUCCGAUGAGUUCUUGAUUUCUCGACCGAUCUUCAUAUAUAAACUCCGUGUACUUCUCUCCGAAGAAUCGGACGACGAACUUCUCUGCGAUGCACUUGUUCUGAAGCAACGGAGAUUUUUGCUCAUAUGAAUGGUUUGUAAAGCUUAUAGUUGUUUGGAAUAUCCGAUUCAGCAUCGGUCUCACGAAUCUCAAGAUUCAACUUGAUCUGCGAUUCUACGUCUCCACCAAGGGUCUGCUUCGAUACUCUCUUUGAUGCGGUAGAUCUGACGUUUGGACCAGGCAGGAGUUGAAGAAUUGCAAGAUAAAUUGGGUUUUGAAGGAUGCAGCUGCGGAGAGACCUAAGCCGUUCGAUUUGCAUCUUGAAGCAAUAUUGAUUUGGUUUGAUUGAAAUACUUGAGCUAUUGAAGAGGAUCUGUUUCAAUUUUUGUACAGUAUAUUUUCGUUUGAGUUUCAGUUCAAUAUCAGGCCACUUUUUUUCGGCCUUUGUUGAGAUUUAGGUUUUUGUGUUCGUUAUUGAUUUCUUCUCAGAAAAGAAAUUAUGGCAGUGUAUUAUAAGUUUAAAAGUGCAAAAGAUUUCGACUCAAUUCCAAUCGACGGACAUUUCAUGUCAGUUGGCAAUUUGAAAGAAAAAAUAUUUGAAUCCAAGCAUUUGGGCAGGGGUACUGAUUUUGACCUUGUUGUCACCAACGCCCAGACUAACGAAGAAUAUCUUGAUGAAGCAAUGUUGAUUCCUAAAAAUACCUCUGUUUUAAUUCGUCGAGUUCCUGGACGGCCCCGCAUGCCUAUAGUUACUGCACGAAUUCCUGAACAAGAAGAGCUGAAGGUGGAAAAUAAGUUAGAGGAUGUCCACCCAGCGAAGAAUAUCUUCUUGGGUGCUGAUUCAUCUGUAAUAAAUUAUCCUGAAGAUUCAGAGUGGGAUGAGUUUGGCAAUGACCUGUAUGCGAUUCCUGAAGUUCUGCCAGUUCAGUCAAGCAAUUUGAUCCCGGAUGCUGCCCCUCCUAGUAAAGCCGAUGAGGACAACAAGAUCAAAGCUUUCAUUGAUACACCAGCGUUGGACUGGCAGCGUCAGAAAUCGGAUGGCUUUGGCCCUGGCAGAGGUUUUGGACGGGGUAUGGGUGGAAGAAUGAUGGGUGGGCGUGGUUUUGGUCGAGGUGGUUUGGAGCGGACAACGCCACCACAGGGCUACAUAUGUCACAGGUGCAAGGUUCCCGGACAUUUCAUUCAGCACUGCCCUACCAAUGGUGAUCCUAAUUAUGACAUUAAAAGAGCAAAACCUCCAACUGGUAUUCCGAAAUCCAUGUUAAUGGCAACACCAGAUGGCUCAUAUGCAUUACCAAGUGGUGCUGUAGCUGUUUUAAAGCCGAAUGAGGCUGCUUUUGAAAAAGAAAUUGAAGGAUUGCCUUCCACUCGUUCUGUUGGUGAUCUUCCGCCAGAACUUCACUGCCCAUUGUGUAAAGAAGUGAUGAAAGAUGCUGUCCUGACUAGUAAAUGUUGUUUCCAGAGUUUUUGUGACAAAUGUGUAAGAGAUCACAUCAUGUCUAAGUCAGUGUGCAUCUGUGGGGCCACGAAUAUUAUUGCAGAUGAUCUUUUGCCCAACAAGACUGUAAGAGAGACUAUCAGUCGGAUUUUGGAAUGCAAUAAUAACAGUGCAGAAAACGGUGGCAGUGCUUACCAAGUCCAAGAUAUGGAGUCUCGCUUUCCACAGCCUAUGGUUCCUUCCCCUAUGCAGUCUGCAGCCCCAGAGGGUGAGCUAGCGCCACCAACUCCAAAAGAAGAUACUUUAAAUAUACAGGAAGAUUCUUUAAAGAUACAGGAGAUUGCAGAACAGGCUAAGGUUGUCAAUGUUCCACAGCAGACCUUGGAGAAAGGGAGCAUGGAUAAAUUUGCAGAGUUAUCUGAAUCUACACACAGGUCAAGGUGUAUGAAGGAACCAGCAUCUCAGGGGAGUGCUCCAUUGGCUGAUGAAGUGCUGCAGCAGAACCCAGUUUCUGGUGAAGCAGUUAAGAAAAAGAAAAAGAAGAAAGCUUGCUUGCCUUCAAGAGGAUACAACGAGAUGCAGUGGAGAGUGUCUCAAGACCUUGCAGCUGAGAAUUACAUGAUGCCCAUGGGUCCUUCUGCCUAUAAUCCAUUUUGGACUGGCGUGCAACCUGGAAUGGAUGGAUACAUAGCCCCUUGUUCUGUUGCCAUGCCCUAUAUGGGUUAUGGGCUUGGUCCCUUAGAUGUUCCAUUUGGGGGACUCUUACAUCAGGACCCAUUUGGAAUGAUGCCUCUUGUGCCACCUCAAAGGGACCUUGCGGACUUUGGGAUGGGAUUCAAUGCUGGACGACCUAUUAUGAGUAGAGAAGAAUUUGAAGCUCGGAAAGCCAACCUAAAGAGGAGGCGUGAAUUUGAAAGCCAUGGUGGAAGGGAGUUACCAAAUGAUCGUGUGGUUGUUAGGGACCAGAGCAGCAGGAAGUUGCCAAAAGAUCGGGAGCUCAGUAGGGAAGAAAGCGGCAGGGGUGAUACUACUUCCAUGAAAUCAAAAUCUGUAUGUACUUUGGCGUCUAAGUCUCGAUUUCUCUCUUCUAUUAUUUGUGUACUGCAGCAGGUAUACUUCAUGAUUUACAGGCAACAACAGUUCGGCCGAACACCCUUUUGGCAGGAAAAUUACAAUUUUGGAAGGGGAAUGUUUUCAGUUUCUCCUUUUCAUUACGAAGAGAAGGGGAAAUUUUUUAAUUCAUGCAGUUGGGACAAACCAAUUAAAAUCCAUUAAAAUUAUUCGAAAUCUUUACCUUCCAUUUUUCUCACAAUGCUCGAUUUGACUGCCGAAAAACAGCAGCUUUAUCUUCAGGGUUGGGUUUUUUUUUUUUUUUUUAAAUUUCUUGGAAUUAUCGGCAGUGAAAUGGAGCUUUAAUUGAGGGAAUGUAAAGGGUAAUGCUUGCUGAUUUGUUUUGUAAUUGAUUCAGUUGUGUCAUCAUUUUUCCUCCACCUUAUUGUCCCUGCUUCUGGUUUUUUUCUCGUUCAAGCAAAUUUCAUAAAAAGGUCAAAUAUGAGCUUGAAGUAGUAAUGGCCCAGAUUGCUCAUUAUUAAAUUUAAGAAGUUUAAUUAGACUAAGGGCCAAAUUACCAAACCGGAAAAAAAAUGUUUUGUUGCUUUUGAUCGAGAAACAUGCUAUACAAUUUAAAUGGAAUUCAAAAAUUGUAACUUGAAUGUAUAUUAUUCUUUGGAUGAGUGUUGUUUGUAUGUGUGAGUUUUCUUGUGAAAGUUGAUGGGACUUACUCAUUCAAUGAAUGAUAUACAUUUUAAGUUAUAAAUUUUUGAGAUUCAUUUGAGUUGUGUAGUAUUAUUCUUUGUUUAGACUCUUAUGUUCUUGUUCUGGGUACAGU
Molecule: messenger RNA, 3480 nt
Organism: Ilex paraguariensis (yerba mate)
Lineage: Eukaryota; Viridiplantae; Streptophyta; Magnoliopsida; Aquifoliales; Aquifoliaceae
Source: the annotation of a GenBank genome assembly